GAAAUGGGAAGAAAGAGAAGGAAGAGGAGAGCGACCUGCAACCAAUUAAUCAUCAAACCCAAACCCCCUCUUUAAGGCCCGCAUAUACUUACAUAUAUGCACACAAAAAACACACACUAAAACACACACACUGUGCAGAUAAAGAGAGACUUUAAGCAGAUGGGUUGCUUUUCUUGCUUUAGUCCUCACCGGAAAGAUGUACAGAAUUGCGAUGAUGAGACCGGGGUUCGUUCAGCUGAAUCUUCAGAAAGAGGGAAGGGAAGAGAUGCAUUGAAAGGGAGAGGAAAGGAGAAUGGUACUCGAAGUGGAGAAGGGGCGUGUAGCUAUACGUUCCGUGAGCUUGCAGUUGCAGCUAAUAAUUUUCGAGAUGUUAAUCUGAUUGGGCAAGGUGGUUUUGGAAGUGUUUACAAAGGUCGGCUUGAAUCAGGACAGCUUGUUGCUGUUAAAAAGCUUAAUCUGAACGGGCAUCAAGGAAACAAGGAAUUUAUUAUGGAGGUUCUUAUGUUAAGUUUGCUGCACCAUCCCAAUCUUGUUACUUUGAAAGGCUACUGCACUGAUGGGGAUCAAAGACUAUUGGUCUACGAGUACAUGGCCAUGGGCAGCUUGGAGAAUCAUCUCUUUGAUUUAAGACCUGACAAGAAAGUACUGGAGUGGAGCACAAGAUUAAAAAUUGCUGUAGGUGCAGCUCGUGGUCUGGAAUAUCUUCAUUGUAAAGCGAGCCCUCCUGUUAUCUAUCGUGAUUUGAAAUCUUCCAAUAUACUGCUAGAUAAUGAAUUCCACCCAAAGCUCUCAGAUUUUGGACUUGCAAAACUGGGCCCUGUUGGAGACAACACUCAUGUCUCUACUCGAGUGAUGGGAACUUAUGGUUACUGCGCACCGGAAUAUGCCAUGAGUGGAAAAUUGACUCUAAAAUCUGAUAUCUAUAGCUUUGGAGUGGUUAUGUUGGAGCUGAUUACAGGGCGCAGGGCAUAUGACAGCGCUAGAAAUCCAGGAGAGCAGAAUGUAGUUGUUUGGGCUCGCCCUUUCAUGAAAGACAAAAGAAAGUUUGUUCAGCUUGUUGACCCCUUGUUACAAGGACGUUUUUCUACUAGUUCUUUGCACCAUACCGUUGCCAUCACUGCAAUGUGCAUUCAAGAGCAACCAACUUUCCGUCCUCUGAUUGGUGAUAUUGUUGUUGCUCUCGAGUACUUGGCCUCUCAAGCUGAGAGUUCAGACGCUACCAGAAGUGGAUCUCGCACUCCACAACAGCCAUCACCUUCUCAUCGUCAUCGAUUGAAUGUUCACUUCUCUUAAAAGCCAACAGAGGAACAUCACUAUGACGUUGAAGGAGGACCAUCAGGAAAUGCAGUAAGCAGGUCGAUUUAAGUUGCCAGAAACACUGGUAGAUCUUAUGAGAACUAAACGAAAGCAUGCUCCCAUAAUAUAACUUAAAAUUUACUUUAUGUUUUAAGAUAUUUGGAGAAAGAUGUGGCAAAAGAUAUCCGUGUACAGUUUACAUGGUCAGAAAUUAGUUCAGCUUGGGCAUAUUUUUAUAUUUUUACUUAGACAGGGUUUUUGCAGGCCGUAUCAGACACA
Messenger RNA from Daucus carota subsp. sativus, 1575 nucleotides. RefSeq names its product probable serine/threonine-protein kinase PBL21. The coding region runs from base 160 to 1293 and encodes 377 amino acids. The record is from RefSeq and is a predicted model, not a curated record. The transcript has 6 exons. Gene Ontology annotation, biological process: protein phosphorylation. Lineage: Eukaryota; Viridiplantae; Streptophyta; Magnoliopsida; Apiales; Apiaceae. Gene Ontology annotation, molecular function: ATP binding; protein kinase activity.